AUGCACAAACUCAGAUAUUCUUUCCACCAACACUACAACAAUCGCCAUUCAAACGACAAACACAAAGACAGCCCAAAGAGUCAAAACAGCAAUGAAGAAAAUGAUUCGACCAAGUUGAGUUCAAGUAGUCUUCAAGAUUUACAUAAUGAUUUAGAUGAUAUUUACAACAACUACACUCUAUCACAGAGUACCAAUAACAACAGUGUAGAUACAUUGGAUUCUGAAAACGAUCAAGCUAUAAAUGAGUAUAUUGAUAAACCCCCAGCCAUUCAUGGCAAUGAACCACAACUACCGGUUAUGCACGUUUCUUCACGAUUAUCUUCUUUGGGUAAUAACACUACUGAAACAGGUGAAAGUAUUGCCAAAAGUGCACCAGGAACCCCUUUAUCUUCAAAUUCAUUUGAUUUUAGACCUCACCAUCCUCGUGCAGUAACAAAUUCAUCACUCAAUGUGUUAUUAGACACUCCUAAUGUUAGUUCUGAAUUCAACCAUUUAGUGGAUCAGACACCGCCCAACGAGUCAGCAGAGAAGUUUGACAACGAUAAUCGUGUCGACGCCAAAGAAGAAGAAAAUAAUGACAAGGAUGAGGACGAAAUACCAAAAUCGAAUGAAUUGAAACAAAAUGAAGAAAACUGGGAAAAGAAGGGUGCCGCAGUUAAAACCAUCAAAACUAUGGAUGGGGAGACCAAAACUAUUCGGCGAAAUGUUACUGAUUUCAAAUUUGGAAAAGAAUUGGGAGAAGGUUCGUAUUCCACGGUGAUUUUAGCAACCGAUAAAAUUUCCGGUAAGCAAUAUGCAAUAAAAGUACUUGACAAGCGACAUAUUAUAAAGGAAAAGAAAGUCAAGUAUGUCAACAUAGAAAAACAUGCUUUAAAUCGAUUAAGUAAUAGACUAGGGGUCAUUUCGUUAUAUUUCACAUUUCAGGACAAAGAUUCACUUUAUUUUGUUUUGGAUUAUGCUUCAAAUGGCGAAUUAUUGACAUUGAUCAAAAGAUACAACACUUUAAAUGAGGAGUGUACUAGACAUUUUGGUGCACAAAUCUUAGAUGCUAUAAAGUAUAUGCAUGAUAAUGGGGUUAUACACCGAGACUUGAAACCAGAAAAUAUCUUAUUAGACGACAAAAUGAGAAUUCAAAUUACUGAUUUUGGUACAGCAAGAUUAUUGGAGAAAAAGAAUGAUGAAAGUGAAGAGUACCCGGUGGAUGUGAGAGCAAAAUCAUUUGUUGGUACAGCUGAGUAUGUUUCCCCAGAAUUAUUAGAAAAUAAGUAUUGUGGUAAACCUGGGGAUGUUUGGGCCUUUGGAUGUAUUAUCUAUCAAAUGAUUGCUGGGAAACCACCAUUCAAGGCAACUAAUGAGUAUUUGACAUUUCAAAAAAUCACGAAAUUGCAAUUUGCGUUUAGUGCAGGAUUCCCCACAAUUAUUAGAGAUUUAAUAAAGAAAAUUCUUGUGUUACAACCGUCACGACGGGCCACCAUUCCAGAAAUACAAAAACAUUAUUUUUUCCAAUCGAUUGACUUUAAAGAUUUUGAUCUGAUUUGGUUAUCUGAUCCCCCAGAAAUAGGACCUUAUAAGAUGACAGCGAAAUCGAUGAUGAAAGUACCGGAAUUGAACAAGGCACCUAAAAAGAAUGUCAAGAAAACAACAAAUGCAAAUGCCAGCAAUGCCAUGGCCGCUGUUGGUAGUAAUGGAAACAAAGGGUCAUCACCGACUCCUGAGAAAGAACCGAGUCCAACUACAAUUAAUAACAAAUCAACAGAAAAAGUUAGUGCUGCCAGUGUAGCUGCAUAUGUUUUGAACAAACCAUCUACAAACCAAAGCUCUAGUACAUCUGAAGAUUCAUCCAAACGUAGCAGCACAAAUGAAAGUCGCAAACCUUCAUAUUCACAACAAGAUUUUAUUCCGGGAACUAAUAUUUUACGUCCUCAGAUUAAUACUAGACCAAGUGUAGGGUCUUAUGUAAAAUCAACGCCAUCAAAGGAUAAAAAAUCAUUAACCAAAGUACCACUGAAUAUCCAUCAACAACAACAAGAAAAAGUGAAACCGAAAAUAAUGGAGGUGAAGCCAGCAACUACAUUGGAAGCAGCCUGGGAACCAUAUUUAACUCAUCCAGAUGAACGUAUACUUCGUAUUGGUCCAGUUAUUGUUCAUAAAGAGCCUACAGAACCAUUUGAAAAGAAGAAUAAAGCAUCAUUACACAUAUCGCCUUUGGAUAUAAACAAAGAUCAAAGAAGUAGAUCUAAUACCAGUUUGUUAACACAAAUUGUCAAUGAAGUGAAUAACAACACCAAUGACUUGAAAAAAGUGGAAAAUGCUGAUGAAUCUAUUGCCAUUAUUGAACCACAGUAUAAUAUCAAGAGAAGCCCUACUUCUGAUAGCAAGAAGAGUAUGGAUAUUGAAAGGUCUGCAUCUACUUCUGGAAGUAGAAUUAGCAAAAAGGCAUUUUUCAAAAAACUAGGAUUUAGUCAUUUAGAAAAAAAUGAUGCUGAAGAAUUGAGUGGUCCUAGUUUAACUGAAAAACCACAAACUUGUACAUUAGUUGUUACAACUCAUGGUCGAGCAUUACUUUUCAUUAGAAAUGAUAUAGAAACCAAUUAUACUUUACUUGCUGAAAUCAAGUUGAAAUAUCCAUUUAUUCAUUUCCAAGAAUUAGUUAUAUCUCAAAAUAAGUUUUCAAAAUUAGUACCAUCAGUGGGGGUGUUUGUGAUUAGUUCAAUUGAUAAUUCAUUAAUUUUUGAAGUGGAGAAGUUUGAAGUGAAUCAAUGGACAGAAGCAUUGGCCAAAUCUAAAUAUAAUGAAAUAGAAAGAGACAAAUUAGCUGCAUAUGAAAGUCAAACAUCAUUGAAAGAACCAGUUGUGAUUAAAAAACAACAAUCUUCUUCUACACGUUCAUCACCAAAACUUUUAGAUGCUCCUGCUUUUGAUUCGAAAACUAAUACUAAGAAGCUGCAACAACAACAUCAACAUCAUCAUCAUUCUUCACCAACAGUUAGGAAAUCAACAGAAACAUCAAGUCCAUCACAUUCACCACGUACUACCAGUACCAGUAUGUUUAAAAUGAAAUUACAAACCGGCACACCAAAAAGGAAACCACCACCUCCUGUGAGUCCACCACAAGAAUUGAAUUCACAUACAGGAUUACCUAGAAGAUCAACUGAAAAUGGAACUUUACAUGCUGCUCAAUUGGCAGUUUCUCAAAUUUCUCCGAAAAGUUAUUCAAAUAAUAGACGAUCAAGUUUUACAAAAGAAGAUGGAAGUAAAGCUGAUCCAAAUAGAAUGAGAAAAGCCGUACAUAAUUAUAAUAAUAAUUAUAAUAAUCAUAGUUAUAGUUAUAGUCAUAACGGUAAUGGUAACGGCAAUGGUAAUAAGAGUGGAUCUGGGGUAACUGCAUUAAAUUCUAAAUUUUUGGCUAGAAGUACUAGGAAAAAAUGA
Molecule: messenger RNA, 3429 nt
Organism: Candida dubliniensis CD36
Lineage: Eukaryota; Fungi; Ascomycota; Pichiomycetes; Serinales; Debaryomycetaceae
Gene: PKH2
Product: serine/threonine protein kinase
Exons: 1
Coding region: 1-3429 (1142 amino acids)
Biological process (GO): intracellular signal transduction; peptidyl-serine phosphorylation
Molecular function (GO): ATP binding; protein serine/threonine kinase activity
Source: RefSeq, a predicted model, not a curated record